This is a messenger RNA of Rangifer tarandus platyrhynchus (Svalbard reindeer), 7416 nucleotides long. The record is from the annotation of a GenBank genome assembly. NCBI's taxonomy places the organism in Eukaryota, Metazoa, Chordata, Mammalia, Artiodactyla, Cervidae.
AUGCCCGCCCUGCGCCCCUCUCCGCUGUGGGCGCUGCUGGCACUGUGGCUGUGCCGCGCGGCCCCGGCGCGUGCAUUGCAAUGUCGGGAUGGCUAUGAGCCCUGUGUAAAUGAAGGAAUAUGUGUUACCUACCACAAUGGUACAGGAUACUGCAAAUGUCCGGAGGGCUUCCUGGGAGAAUACUGUCAACAUCGAGACCCCUGUGAGAAGAAUCGCUGCCAGAAUGGUGGGACGUGUGUGGCCCAGGCUAUGUUGGGGAAAGCUGCGUGCCGAUGUGCCCUGGGCUUCACGGGCGAGGACUGCCAGUACUCCACUACUCACCCCUGCUUCGUGUCUCAGCCCUGCCUGAACGGAGGCACCUGCCACGUGCUUGGCCGGGACACCUAUGAGUGCACCUGCCAAGUUGGCUUUACAGGUAAACUGUGCCAGUGGACUGAUGCCUGCCUGUCCCACCCCUGUGCAAAUGGAAGUACCUGCACCACUGUGGCCAACCAGUUCUCCUGCACAUGCCUCGCAGGCUUCACGGGGCAGAAAUGUGAGACUGACGUCAAUGAGUGUGAUGUUCCAGGGCAGUGCCAGCACGGGGGCACCUGCCUCAACCUCCCGGGUUCCUAUCAGUGCCAGUGCCCCCAGGGCUUCACAGGCCGGCACUGCGACAGUCCCUACGUGCCCUGUGCGCCCUCCCCCUGUGUCAACGGGGGCACCUGCCGCCAGACCGGUGAUUUUUCCUUUGAGUGCAGCUGCCUUCCAGGUUUUGAAGGAGUCACCUGUGAGCGGAACAUAGAUGACUGUCCUAACCACAAGUGUCAGAAUGGAGGGGUUUGUGUGGAUGGGGUCAAUACGUACAACUGCCGCUGUCCCCCUCAGUGGACAGGACAGUUCUGCACAGAAGAUGUGGAUGAGUGCCUGCUGCAACCCAAUGCCUGUCAGAACGGGGGCACCUGUACCAACCGCAAUGGGGGCUACGGCUGUGUGUGUGUGAAUGGCUGGAGCGGGGACGACUGCAGUGAGAACAUCGAUGAUUGUGCCUUCGCCUCCUGCACCCCGGGCUCUACCUGCAUCGAUCGUGUGGCCUCCUUCUCUUGUAUGUGCCCAGAAGGAAAGGCAGGUCUCUUAUGUCAUCUGGAUGACGCGUGCAUCAGCAACCCCUGCCACAAGGGGGCGCUGUGUGACACCAACCCUCUGAAUGGACAGUAUAUUUGCACCUGCCCACAAGGCUACAAAGGAAGUGAUUGUACAGAAGAUGUGGAUGAAUGUGCCAUGGCCAACAGCAAUCCUUGUGAGCAUGCAGGAAAAUGUGUGAACACAGAUGGUGCCUUCCACUGUGAGUGUCUGAAGGGCUAUGCAGGACCUCGUUGUGAGAUGGACAUCAAUGAGUGCCACUCAGACCCCUGCAAGAAUGACGCCACCUGUCUGGAUAAGAUCGGAGGCUUCACAUGUCUGUGCAUGCCAGGUUUCAAAGGUGUGCAUUGUGAGUUGGAGAUAAAUGAAUGUCAGAGCAACCCUUGUGUGAACAAUGGACAGUGUGUGGAUAAAGUCAAUCGCUUCCAGUGUCUGUGUCCGCCUGGAUUCACGGGGCCAGUUUGCCAGAUCGAUAUUGACGACUGUUCUAGUACUCCAUGUCUGAAUGGGGCAAAGUGUAUAGAUCACCCGAAUGGUUAUGAGUGCCAGUGUGCCACAGGAUUCACUGGUGUGUUGUGUGAGGAGAACAUCGACAACUGUGACCCUGAUCCUUGCCACCACGGCCAGUGUCAGGAUGGCAUUGAUUCCUACACCUGCAUCUGCAAUCCGGGCUACAUGGGUGCCAUCUGCAGUGACCAGAUAGAUGAAUGCUAUAGCAGCCCUUGCCUGAAUGAGGGUCGCUGCAUCGACCUGGUGAAUGGUUACCAGUGCAACUGCCAGCCAGGCACGUCAGGUGUUAAUUGUGAAAUCAAUUUUGAUGACUGUGCAAGUAACCCAUGUGUCCAUGGAGUCUGUAUGGAUGGCGUUAAUCGUUACAGCUGUGUUUGCUCACCAGGAUUCACAGGGCAGAGAUGUAACAUUGACAUUGAUGAGUGUGCCUCCAAUCCCUGUCGCAAGGGUGCAACGUGCAUCAAUGAUGUGAACGGUUUCCGCUGUAUCUGCCCUGAGGGGCCCCACCAUCCCAGCUGCUAUUCACAGGUGAACGAGUGCCUAAGCAAUCCCUGUGUCCACGGAAACUGCACUGGGGGCCUCACUGGAUACAAGUGCCUCUGUGAUGCAGGCUGGGUUGGCAUCAACUGUGAAGUGGACAAAAAUGAAUGUCUUUCUAAUCCCUGCCAGAACGGGGGAACUUGUGACAAUCUGGUGAAUGGAUACAGGUGCACUUGCAAGAAGGGCUUUAAAGGCUAUAACUGCCAGGUGAAUAUUGAUGAAUGUGCUUCGAAUCCAUGUCUGAACCAAGGAACCUGCUUUGAUGAUGUAAGCGGUUAUACUUGCCACUGUGUGCUGCCAUACACAGGCAAGAACUGUCAGACCAUAUUGGCUCCCUGUUCCCCAAACCCUUGUGAGAAUGCUGGUAUUUGCAAAGAGGCACCAAAUUUUGAGAGUUACACCUGCCUGUGUGCUCCUGGCUGGCAAGGUCAGCGAUGUACCAUCGACAUUGAUGAGUGUGUCUCCAAGCCCUGCAUGAACCAUGGUCUCUGCCAUAACACCCAGGGCAGCUACAUGUGCGAAUGUCCGCCAGGCUUCAGUGGCAUGGACUGUGAGGAGGACAUUGAUGACUGCCUUGCCAAUCCUUGCCAGAAUGGAGGUUCCUGUGUAGAUGGAGUGAAUACUUUCUCCUGCCUGUGCCUUCCGGGCUUCACUGGGGAUAAGUGUCAGACAGACAUGAAUGAGUGUCUGAGUGAGCCCUGUAAGAACGGAGGGACCUGCUCUGACUAUGUCAACAGUUACACCUGCAAGUGCCCGGCGGGCUUUGGCGGAGUCCACUGUGAGGACGACAUCGACGAGUGCACCGAGAGCUCCUGUUUCAAUGGUGGCACGUGUAUAGAUGGGAUUAACUCCUUCUCUUGCUUGUGCCCUGUGGGCUUCACCGGUUCCUUCUGCCUCCAUGAGAUCAAUGAAUGCAACUCUCAUCCAUGCCUGAAUGAAGGAGUAUGUGUUGAUGGCCUGGGUACCUACCGCUGCAUCUGCCCAUUGGGCUACACUGGAAAAAACUGUCAGACCCUGGUGAACCUCUGUAGUCGGUCUCCCUGUAAAAACAAAGGCACCUGCAUUCAGGAUAAAGCAGAGUCGCGGUGUCUGUGUCCGUCUGGGUGGGCUGGCGCUUACUGCGAUGUGCCCAGCGUCUCCUGUGAGGUGGCGGCCUCCCACAGAGGGGUGCCCGUUGACCGCUUGUGCCAGCACUCAGGCGUCUGCAUCAGUGCGGGCAACUCGCAUCACUGCCAGUGCCCCCUGGGCUACACCGGAAGCUACUGUGAGGACCAGCUUGAUGAGUGCUCGUCCAAUCCCUGCCAGCACGGCGCCACCUGCCGGGACUUCAUUGGUGGAUACAGAUGUGAGUGUGUCCCUGGAUAUCAGGGUGUCAACUGCGAGUAUGAAGUGGAUGAGUGCCAGAACCAGCCAUGCCAGAAUGGAGGCACCUGUAUUGACCUUGUGAACCACUUCAAGUGCUCCUGCCCACCAGGCACUCGGGGCCUGCUUUGUGAAGAGAACAUUGACGACUGUGCCAGGGGCCCCCACUGCCUUAAUGGUGGCCAGUGUGUAGACAGGAUUGGGGGCUACAGUUGUCGCUGCUUGCCAGGCUUUGCUGGAGAGCGCUGUGAGGGGGACAUCAACGAGUGCCUGUCCAACCCCUGCAGCUCUGAGGGCAGCCUGGACUGCAUACAGCUCACCAACGACUACCUGUGUGUCUGCCGCAGCACCUUCACUGGUCGUCACUGUGAAACGUUCGUCGACGUGUGUCCCCAGAUGCCUUGCCUGAAUGGAGGCACUUGUGCUGUGGCCAGCAACAUGCCUGAUGGUUUCAUCUGCCGUUGUCCCCCGGGCUUCUCUGGGGUGCGGUGCCAGAGCAGCUGCGGACAGGUGAAGUGCAGAAGAGGGGAGCAGUGUGUGCACACAGCAUCGGGCCCCCGCUGCUUCUGCCCCAACCCCCAGGACUGUGACUCGGGCUGCGCCAGUAGCCCCUGCCAGCAUGGGGGGAGCUGCUACCCUCAGCGCCAGCCUCCGUACUACUCGUGCCAGUGUGCCCCGCCGUUCCGGGGCAGCCACUGUGAACUCUACACCGCCCCCACCAGCACCCCUCCCGCCACCUGCCUGAGCCAGUAUUGUGCCGACAAAGCUCGGGACGGCAUCUGCGAUGACGUGUGCAACAGCCAUGCCUGCCAGUGGGAUGGGGGAGACUGUUCCCUCACCAUGGAGGACCCCUGGGCCAACUGCUCCUCCCCGCUGCCCUGCUGGGAGUACAUCAACAACCAGUGCGACGAGCUGUGCAACACGGCCGAGUGCCUGUUUGACAACUUUGAAUGCCAGAAGAGUAGCAAGACAUGCAAAUAUGACAAAUACUGUGCAGACCACUACGAAGACAACCAUUGUGACCAGGGUUGCAACAGUGAGGAGUGUGGCUGGGAUGGGCUGGACUGUGCUGCUGACCGGCCGGAAAACCUGGCAGAGGGUACCCUGGUCAUCGUGGUGCUGAUGCCACCAGAACAACUGCUCCAGGAUGCCCGCAGAUUCCUGCGGGCACUGGGCACCCUGCUCCACACCAACCUCCGCAUCAAACGGGACGCCCAGGGGGAGCUCAUGGUCUACCCCUAUUAUGGUGGGAAGUCAGCUGCCAUGAAGAAGCAGAGAGUGACACGCAGGUCCCUUCCUGGAGAUCAAGAACAGGAAGUGGCUGGCUCUCAGGUAUUUCUGGAGAUUGACAACCGCCAGUGUGUUCAAGACUCAGACCAGUGCUUUAAGAACACAGAUGCAGCAGCAGCUCUUCUGGCUUCUCACGCCAUCCAGGGGACCCUGUCGUACCCACUUGUGUCUGUCGUCAGUGAAUCUCUGAUCCCAAAACGCACUCAGCUUCUCUAUCUGCUUGCCGUUGCUGUCGUCAUUAUCUUGUUUAUUAUCCUGCUGGGGGUUAUCAUGGCAAAGCGGAAGCGCAAGCAUGGCUCCCUCUGGCUGCCCGAAGGGUUCACCCUUCGCCGUGACUCCAGCAACCACAAACGUCGUGAGCCGGUGGGCCAGGAUGCUGUGGGCCUCAAAAAUCUCUCAGUGCAAGUCUCAGAGGCUAACCUAAUUGGUUCUGGAACAAGUGAACACUGGGUUGACGAUGAAGGGCCCCAGCCUAAGAAAGCCAAGGCUGAAGAUGAGGCUUUGCUCUCAGAAGAAGAUGACCCCAUCGAUCGGCGUCCAUGGACACAGCAGCACCUGGAAGCUGCAGACAUCCGUAGAACCCCAUCGCUGGCUCUCACUCCUCCACAGGCAGAGCAGGAGGUGGAUGUGCUGGAUGUGAAUGUCCGCGGUCCAGAUGGGUGCACCCCACUGAUGCUGGCUUCUCUCCGAGGAGGCAGCUCAGACAUGAGUGAUGAAGAUGAAGAUGCAGAGGACUCUUCUGCCAACAUCAUCACGGACUUAGUGUACCAGGGUGCCAGCCUUCAAGCACAGACAGACCGGACGGGUGAGAUGGCCCUGCAUCUCGCAGCCCGGUACUCAAGGGCAGAUGCUGCCAAGCGUCUCCUGGAUGCAGGUGCAGAUGCCAAUGCCCAGGACAACAUGGGCCGCUGCCCUCUCCACGCCGCAGUGGCCGCGGACGCCCAAGGGGUCUUCCAGAUUCUGAUCCGCAACCGAGUAACUGAUCUAGAUGCCAGGAUGAAUGAUGGCACUACACCCCUGAUCCUGGCUGCCCGCCUGGCUGUGGAGGGAAUGGUGGCAGAACUAAUCAACUGCCAAGCAGAUGUGAAUGCAGUGGAUGACCAUGGAAAAUCUGCCCUUCACUGGGCAGCUGCUGUGAAUAAUGUGGAGGCAACCCUUUUGCUGUUGAAAAAUGGGGCCAACCGGGACAUGCAGGACAACAAGGAGGAGACACCCCUGUUUCUUGCUGCCCGGGAGGGGAGCUAUGAAGCAGCCAAGAUCCUGUUAGACCAUUUUGCCAAUCGGGACAUCACAGACCACAUGGAUCGUCUUCCCCGGGACGUGGCCCGGGACCGCAUGCACCACGACAUCGUGCGCCUGCUGGACGAGUACAACGUGACCCCCAGCCCUCCCGGCACAGUGCUGACUUCUGCGCUCUCACCCGUCAUCUGUGGGCCCAACAGACCUUUUCUCAGUCUGAAGCAUACCCCAAUGGGCAAGAAGUCUAGACGGCCUAACACCAAGAGUGCCGUGCCCACUAGCCUCCCUAACCUUGCCAAGGAGGCCAAGGAUGCCAAGGGGAACAGGAGGAAGAAGUCUCUGAGUGACAAGGGCCAGCUGUCCGAGAGCUCAGUGACUCUGUCCCCCGUCGAUUCCCUAGAAUCUCCCCACACAUAUGUUUCUGACACCACCUCCUCUCCAAUGAUCACAUCUCCCGGAAUCUUACAGGCCUCCCCCAACCCCAUGCUGGCCACUGCCACCCCCGCUGCCCCAGUCCAUGCACAGCAUGCACUGUCUUUCUCUAACCUUCAUGAGAUGCAGCCCUUGGCUCAUGGGGCCAACACUGUGCUUCCCUCGGUGAGCCAGCUGCUGUCCCACCACCACAUUGUGCCCCCAGGCAGCAGCACUGCAGGGAGCUUGGGUAGGCUACAUCCAGUCACUGUCCCGGCUGACUGGAUGAACCGCGUGGAGAUGAAUGAGAGCCAGUACAACGAGAUGUUCGGUAUGGUCCUGGCUCCAGCUGAGGGCACCCACCCUGGCAUAGCUCCCCAGAGCAGGCCGCCCGAAGGGAAGCAUUUAACCACCCCCCGAGAGCCCUUGCCCCCCAUUGUGACUUUCCAGCUCAUCCCCAAAGGCAGCAUUGCCCAACCAACUGGGGCUGCCCAGCCUCCAUCCAACUGCCCUCCAGCCGUUGCAGGCACCCUGCCCACCAUGUAUCAGAUUCCAGAAAUGGCUCGCUUACCCAGUAUGGCUUUUCCCACUGCCAUGAUGCCCCAGCAGGACGGGCAGGUUGCUCAGACCAUUCUCCCAGCCUAUCACCCCUUCCCAGCCUCUGUGGGCAAGUAUCCCACACCCCCGUCACAGCAUAGCUAUGUUUCCUCCAAUGCUGCUGAGAGAACGCCCAGUCACAGUGGUCACCUCCAGGGUGAGCAUCCCUACCUGACACCGUCCCCAGAGUCUCCUGACCAGUGGUCAAGUUCAUCACCCCACUCUGCUUCUGACUGGUCAGAUGUAACCACCAGCCCCACUCCUGGGGGCGCUGGAGGAGGUCAACGGGGACCUGGGACACACAUGUCUGAGCCACCACGCAGCAACAUGCAGGUCUAUGCAUGA